AGUCUCACCUGUCCGUGAUUAGUCUCACUCUUACUCGUGCCUUCACUUGUGGAUUUAGUCCGUGUGUUCCUUGGUUUCAGUGUCAGUUUGUCGUUGUAGUAUGUGUCAAGCGUACAGCCCUGUGUUUUGCUGAUAUGUUUUCUGGACCUUGUCUUUUCAUUUGGACUUUUUGACCCUAGCCUGCCUCACCAUCGUCGACGCUGUGACUCAUGUGGUGUCAGAGGAAAGCCAGGCUUCAUCCCUGUGGAAGUGGCUAAAGGAGAGUGCCCCGAAGAAUCUACCUAACAUGCAUGUGUUGGACAUCAGCUGGUUCACCGACAGCAUGAAAGAGGGCAGACCUGUUGCUGUGGAGACCAGGCACCUUAUUCCGGACUCAUUGCCCACAUUGCCAGGAGGUUCUACACCCACUGCUGUGGCCACCGUUUCUCAAUAUGCCUGCCAGAGACGGACAACCACAGAAAACAAUAACAAGAUUAUCACAGAUGCAUUUGAAGUGCUGGCGGAGAGCUAUGAAUUCAACGAGAUCGAAGGUCCAUGUCUGGCCUUCAGGAGAGCUGCAUCUGUCCUGAAGAGUCUGCCCUGGGCGGUGCGCAGCCUGGAGGCCACUCUCGACCUACCCUGCCUGGGGGAACACACUAAGGCAGUUAUGGACGAGAUCCUUCAAUGUGGCCAUGCGUUUGAAGUCGAGAAAAUACUCUCUGAUGAAAGGUAUCAAACUCUAAAGCUGUUCACAAGUGUGUUUGGGGUUGGACCUAAGACGGCUGAGAAGUGGUACCGCAGAGGGCUGCGCUCAUUCAGCGACGUGCUGGCAGACCACAGCAUUCAGCUAAACCGGAUGCAACAAACUGGUUUUCUGCAUUAUGGAGACAUCUCCAGGGCUGUCAGUAAAGCAGAGGCCCGAGCCCUGAGGAACAUUAUUGACGAAGCUGUCCAUGCCAUCACACCGGACGCCGUACUAGCACUGACAGGUGGCUUUCGCAGGGGGAAGGAGUUUGGUCAUGAUGUAGACUUUAUCGUGACUACAACUGAGCUGGGAAAAGAGGAGAGUCUGCUACCCAGAAUUAUUAGAAGACUGACAAAGCAAGGCAUUCUGCUGUAUUGUGAUUACCAGGCCUCCACCUUUGAUAUGUCAAAGCUUCCUGGCUACAGGUUUGAGGCCAUGGACCACUUUGCAAAGUGCUUCCUGAUCCUGCGGCUGGAGGGCAGCCAGGUGGAGGAAGGUCUCCACAUUGCUGAAGGGGACAGCAGGGGCUGGAGGGCAGUGCGCGUGGACUUGGUGUCGCCACCUAUGGAUCGUUAUGCCUUUGCUCUCCUGGGCUGGUCUGGCUCCAGGCAGUUUGAGAGAGACCUGAGGCGGUUUGCUCGAGUGGAACGGCACAUGCUUUUGGACAACCACGCCCUGUACGACAAAACCAAGAAAGAGUUCCUGGCAGCUACGACUGAAAAGGACAUCUUUGCCCAUCUGGGUCUCGAGUACAUUGAGCCUUGGCAGAGAAAUGCGUAGGCCUCAGCUCCUCCCCGGCUGCAUGAUAUCCUGUGUGUACAUCAGUGUUUAUCCCAUCUGCUUGCCGUUCUGCAGCUCUCCUGUGAUUCACUUUCAAACAGCUUUUGAUUUCCAUACAGUUUUGUGUUGUUGCUGUUAUUGUUGUCUACAUUACAUACUGGUGUAUGAUUCAUAAUUCUGCUUAUUGUCUCUCAGUGAGUAAACACUCCUAUACCAUUCAUGGCUUCCCUGUCUCUAAGUGUUGUAAUCAUAGGCAGGACACAAAGAAAAUCAGUCCGAGUAUGAAUUGCCUGCGGUGCCUGCGAGGUGCAGGAGAGAGAGAGCCUGAAAGGAACACAGAGGGAAGCAAACGAGGGAAGGGGGUGACCACAGAGAGAGGGUGAGGGAGAAGACAGGAAACGAUGAGAAAGGCGAGGGGGAAGGGAGCUUUUGUCGCGCAAAAUGUUGUAAUCACCCUCCUCCUGGCAGGAAACUGCUCGGCAUGAAGCUGAGCCAGGUCUCUGGGGAAUUGAGGGGCGGGUAAUGAGCUUCAAAUAAAGGAGCGUUCGGCAUCGCCAUUUAGCCUCCAUUUAAGCCUACGUCCACUGGAGAUCAUUUAGCUGGCAUGCUGCUAUCCAAAGACCCGAAGUCUUCGCUCUUGUUCCAAAAUGAAUCCCCUUCCCCAGAUGCUUGGAUGAAAUUAGAGGCAAUCAGCUGCGCCGGGAAAUCAUGAAGAAUUCAGACGGAAGGUAAAUGAGUCCCCAAACCACAUGGAUGGAUCCCGGCGUUCAAAGGAACUCAUAAAACAUCCAUUAUCUCACUGGUUUCACUUUGGCUUAUGUUUUAUGUAUGAUUUUUGUUUAUCAGGAUUUGUGUCCUUAUUUCUCAAAUGUACGCUGGCCCUGUAGGACAAUGAUCCACUAAUGAAGAAACUUUAUUGAUCCCUUUGGGCAAUCUGGGCAGAGUCUGACUUGUUCCUCCAGUAAUGACAUGACCUGCCCCGCUGUCCACACCCAACCCACUUUCCCAUGAUGACCAGCCCCCGGUUUAUCCCAUGGUGCCUCAACGAGAGCAGAGACAGAUGAGUGCAAGGCAUUCUAGUGAAUCACCCUAUUUAAAGAUCUUUAAGUAGAACAGUCCUGCACUUUGAGGACUCGACCCGGGCCUCCUCCCACCACUCCUUCUUCUUUCUCCCUCUUGGUUUCUGUCUCUUUCUCUCCCACUGUCUUGCUCUCUCAACCUCGCUGACACAAAGCAAACUUUAAAGGUUCCGAGUUGCAGUGUUAACCAGAUGGAGCAAGCUCCGGCACCCUGGUCUCCUGGGUUAUUUGAUGUUUUUAUACUUUAAAGCGGUGGUUGAAUUUUUACCAAAAAAAUAAAAGAUUUCUCCAGAGUGGAAAAAAAAAAUCAAGCUGACCUCAAUAAA
Messenger RNA from Larimichthys crocea (large yellow croaker), 2909 nucleotides. It is a transcript of the gene dntt, whose product is annotated as deoxynucleotidyltransferase, terminal. Gene Ontology annotation, molecular function: DNA-directed DNA polymerase activity; DNA binding; DNA nucleotidylexotransferase activity. Gene Ontology annotation, cellular component: nucleus. Bases 287 to 1504 code for a protein of 405 amino acids. Gene Ontology annotation, biological process: double-strand break repair via nonhomologous end joining. The transcript has 11 exons. NCBI's taxonomy places the organism in Eukaryota, Metazoa, Chordata, Actinopteri, Sciaenidae. The record is from RefSeq and is a predicted model, not a curated record.